ACUUAGUUUUGAGAUUCCUAUUGGAAAAUGAGCGUAAUCGUAACCAAGUCUAGGCCGUUGCUGGUCCGCCCGUCGACGGAGCAGUCGACGCCGACGACGCCCGACCACAUCAAAGUCUCCUCCUUCGACAAGGCUCUCGCCUUCUCCGCGUUCUCGUCGUUCCACGUCUUCGACGGCGCCAUCCACGAGCCCGCCGAGACCAUAAAGAGGGCGCUGUCUCGAGCUCUGGACCACUUCCGGCUCAUCGCCGGCCGCGUCGUCGUGGGAGACAACGGCAGCGAGCUCUACAUCGCAUGCACCGGCGAGGGCGUGGAGUUCGUGGCCGCGACGGCCAGCCGCGCCUUAGAGGACGUCAAGGUCUUCGACCCGCCGUUCGCGGGGCUGCUUAAAGACCUCGCCGUCGACUACCCGGAGGCCAGGUGCCGCGUGACCGACCCCUUGCUGCUCAUGCAGGUGACCGAGUUCUCCUGCGGCGCGUUCGUCCUCGGUGUCACGUGGAACCACGUCGUCGCCGACGGCACGGGGAUCGCGCUGCUCCUGCGGGCAGUGGGCGAGCUCGCGCGCGGGCUGGCUCGGCCGUCCGUCUCCCCGGUCACCUGCGCCGACCAGUUCAUGCCGGACUUCCCGCCGUUGGCCGCCUCUAUAGUGAAGGCCAUGCUUGGCCAGCUGGAGCCCCAGGAUUACCCCUACCUCGACAUCACCGUGCCGAUGAGCACCAUCGGCCGCAUCAAAGCGAAAAUCGGCGACGAGCUAGGCGCGCCGUGCACCGUAUUUGAGGCGGCCACGGCUGUCCUGUGGCAGUGUCGCUCCCGCGCCAUCAUGCCCGACGGCGACCCGGACAGCGCGGCGCCUCUCGUCUUCGCGGCGAACGCGCGCAGGCACGUCGGCGCCGGGGACGGCUACUACAGCAACUGCGUCACGACGCACGUAGUCGCCCCGCCACCGACGAUCCGUGAGGCGGCACAAGGGGACAUGAAAGACCUCGUUAAGCUGAUCAGGAGCGGCAAGGAUCAGGUACCUGGCACCUUGGCCGGAGAAGAAGUAGAAGGCGUGCCAGGCAUGGAGACGCUGUUCGGGUACAAUGCGCUGUUCGUGACGAGCUGGCGGAACCUGGGCUUCGAGGCGACGGACUUUGGCGGCGGGACGCCGGCGAGGGUGAUGGGCCACGUGGGGCCGCGGUCGGUGCCGGCCUGUGUGGCGUGCCUGCCGUGCAGGGACAAGGACGGGGCAAACAUGCUGUCGCGCUUCGUCAAGGAGGAGCACCGCGGCGCCUUCCUUACCGAGCUGGCCAAGUUCACCUGACCGCGCCGCGCAAAGCUAGCUAGCUGCUGCAUGCUCUGGGGCAUGUACACUCGAAGUUGCAUUUUAGAGGAUCCAAGUAGUACUUAUUAGUAUAAAUAAACAAAACAUAG
Messenger RNA from Triticum aestivum (bread wheat), 1412 nucleotides. Its product is annotated as acyl transferase 15. The record is from RefSeq and is a predicted model, not a curated record. Bases 28 to 1302 code for a protein of 424 amino acids. The transcript has a single exon. Lineage: Eukaryota; Viridiplantae; Streptophyta; Magnoliopsida; Poales; Poaceae.